AUGUUUGAUGUUGUGCCUACUUCCUUCAAGAACUUGCCUUCGUCUCUAAAGCGUUAUCUCCCUAAGUCCAAUUGGAGCAGUACCCUCAAGUACUUUAAACUUUACAAUAAUCACUUUGGAGGGUCAAUUCCUGCGUCCACUGGAAACCUCACAAAAAUCACCUUUCUAGAUUUAUCCCUCAAUGAAUUCAAAGGUCAGCUUCCCUCAACUCUGUUCGGCCUUAAACAAGUUACUCAUUUAGGCUUAUCAUGCAACAGACUAGAAGGUCCCCUCCUAACUCAUGUAACAGGGCUUCAAAAUUUGGAUGAGUUAUUUCUAAAUGAUAACUUGUUAACCGGAGGAAUUCCAUCUUGGCCUUUUACUUUGCCAUCUUUAAAAUAUUUAGACCUUAGUAAUAACAGUCUCACUGGUCCAAUUGACAAGAUUCAAAAGCCUAAUUCAGUUCAAGAGGUUUAUUUGGCAUAUAAUCACAUGCAUGGUGAAAUACCAAGUUCGUUCUUCAAUCUUGCAAAUCUGAUCGAACUUGAUCUUUUAUCAAAUAAUUUUAGUGGUGUCAUCAAGUCAGAUAUGCUUUUAAAGUUGAAGAACCUUGAAACACUCGUUCUUUCGUCAAAUAAUUUUAGUGGUGCCAUCAAGUUAGAUGUGCUUUCAAAGCUGAAGAAUCUUACAAUGCUUGAGCUUUCAAAUAACAAGUUGCUAUCAUUCAGUAGUGACGAUGGUGUUAACUCCACUUUUCAAAAGCUCGAGACUUUAUACUUCUCUUCUUGCAAUGUACAACAAUUUUCGAAUAUCUUGAGAUCAGCUAAAAGCUUGCGUUAUCUUGAUCUUUCUAAUAAUGCAAUUAAGGGUUCAAUUUUCAAGUGGGAAUCAGAAGGUUGGGAACAAUUGUUCUAUUUAAAUCUUUCCCACAAUUUACUGAUGAGUUUAGAGCAAUUUCCAGGGGAGAAUCUUCAUAUCUUGGAUCUUCGUUCUAACCUACUCCAGGGUCCUCUUCUAGUUCCACUACCACCUUCAUUGGAAGAAUUCUGGAUUUCAAAUAACAAUUUGACAGGAGAAAUCCCUCAUUCUAUUUGUAAUUUGACUUUCCCUCAAAUUCUUGAUUUAUCUAGAAAUUACAUAGGUGGAAUAAUUCCGAAAUGUCUUGGAAGUUCGAGUUAUGGUCCCAGAAUCAUAAACCUACAAAAGAAUAACUUUAAAGGAAAAAUCCCUGAUUUUUGUGCUGAUUACAAUGGUUUGAUAAAUCUUGCCCUUAAUGACAACCAAUUGGAAGGGCCAUUGCCACGAUCCUUGAUCAAUUGUUUCAUGCAGCUUUUUCUUGACAUCUGGUAUCCGAGCUACUUGAGGCCUAUGUUCAAGCUUAUGAUGGCAAGCAAUUGGAAUGGAGUGAACCUUUCACAGCCGUUGGUUCCAAUUUUUCAAGGCAGCAACUAUGGAGUUUGGAGCACUAAGAUGAAGACUUUGUUUUUGUCCCAAGACCUAUUGGACUUGGUGGAAAAUAGAUAUGGUGAAGAGGAGGUUGCAGCUUAG
Messenger RNA from Gossypium arboreum, 1527 nucleotides. Its product is annotated as receptor-like protein 6. The transcript is spliced from 4 exons. The coding region runs from base 1 to 1527 and encodes 508 amino acids. The record is from RefSeq and is a predicted model, not a curated record. Gene Ontology annotation, molecular function: protein binding. NCBI's taxonomy places the organism in Eukaryota, Viridiplantae, Streptophyta, Magnoliopsida, Malvales, Malvaceae.